This is a messenger RNA of Aspergillus fijiensis CBS 313.89, 976 nucleotides long. Its product is annotated as GNAT family N-acetyltransferase. Bases 110 to 826 code for a protein of 238 amino acids. The transcript has a single exon. Lineage: Eukaryota; Fungi; Ascomycota; Eurotiomycetes; Eurotiales; Aspergillaceae. Gene Ontology annotation, molecular function: acyltransferase activity, transferring groups other than amino-acyl groups. The record is from RefSeq and is a predicted model, not a curated record.
CUCUUCUCUAGCGUCCAACUUCCACAAAUUCAAAGGAGCAGCAAGCCAAGAAAGAUAAGCGCACGAGAAAAAAAAAAGCCAAAAAAAAAAGCAAUCUCAACCAACAAAGAUGACUUCUCUCCCGGCCUACGAAUACACAUUCUUCCGCAUCCCCAAAGAUGAUACCCUGAGGGCCUCCGCCCAGAAAUACCAACAACUCCGCCUGCGCGCCCUGUGCGUCGCCCCGGCCUCGUUCUCCUCGACCUACGAAAUCGAAGCUGUCAUUCCGGAAGACGGAUGGGUGAGCCGCCUCGCCUUGAAUGGGAAGGAGACGUUCAUCUGUGCGGCAACCCCUUGCACUGGGAAUCGGGAUCCAGCAAGUACACAAGAAGGGGGAGACCAGAGUAUCUGGGUGGGUCAAUUGACCCUACGCGCACUCAGGCCCGAGGAAUUUAUCCUGCCUGAAGAGUCGGGGCAGAAGAGACCUACCCUUCUCACUGCAGAGCCAGGGCAGGAGGGGGAGGAACUCUGGCAGAUGCUCAGCCUGUUCACCCUCCCGGAUUAUCGCGGGUGUGGACUCGGGAAAAGACUGUGUCAGGAGGCGUUGAAGUACUUGGCUUCAUAUCGGUCGUCCCCGUCGAAGGUGUGGGUGCGGCUGAUGGUCAAACCCGAGAAUCAGGCGACCGUGGGCUUAUAUCGGGGUUUGGGGUUUGGGGUGUCGGGCAAGUGUACGCUGGCCGAGGCUCUGGUGGCCAACGGGGAUGCGGAGCUGUUGCCGGCGGAUGUGAGUGGGGAGAAGUAUAGUUCGCGGAGUGGGUUGAUUAUGAUGUCGGAGUUUAGUCGGUAGAGGUUACCUACUUAGUAUGCAUUAGCAUCAGUAGAGAGAAUAGCAUAGGCGUGUUUGGUUGAUUUGGCUUAUCGACAAACACAUUCUGGAUGAAGCGUAGGCUUGAGAUACAAUCUUAAAGCCUCUAUCAGUUAAUGUCUUAUACAUGAC